Condylura cristata (star-nosed mole) is the source of this 4487-nucleotide messenger RNA. It is a transcript of the gene ZMYM6, whose product is annotated as zinc finger, MYM-type 6. NCBI's taxonomy places the organism in Eukaryota, Metazoa, Chordata, Mammalia, Eulipotyphla, Talpidae. The record is from RefSeq and is a predicted model, not a curated record. Bases 159 to 4121 code for a protein of 1320 amino acids. Gene Ontology annotation, molecular function: zinc ion binding. The transcript has 16 exons.
CUGAUUUCCCCGCAGUGACGCGCUCCUAGGCAUUUGCGGUUCCGUUCUAGUCCUCUGAUACAGCGUUGCUGCGUUUCUACUAGGAGUCCAGCUAGCCAUUAUCAAGAAGAAAAGUUUUAGUUUUAGACUGGGUAUUAACCUCUACAUAAAAAAUUAGAAUGAAGGAACCUUUGGAUGGUGAAUGUGGCAAAGCAAUGGCACCGCAGCAGGGGCUUCUGGACAAAAUUAAAGAAGAACCGGAUAAUGUUCAAGAAUAUGGACAUACCCAAAUAUCAAAAACUCAAGAAAGUGAACUGAAAAUUAGUGCUGUGUUUUCAGUCAGUGAGAGUCCUCUUGCCCAGCAGUUGACUCCUGGUUUUCAGUUUUCUGUUGCCUCAUCUGCUCAAAAUAUAUUGGUUCCUUCAGUUCCGGCUGUUGCUAUUCAGGUUUUCUGUACUGGUUGUAAAAAAAUACUUUAUAAGGGACAAACUGCUUAUCAUAAGACAGGAUCCACUGAGCUCUUUUGUUCCACGCGAUGCAUCACUGGAUAUUCCUCACCAGUCUACCUGCCAACUCUUCCCAAGAAAACCUGCACAAACUGCUUGAAAGACAUUUUAAAUCCAAAGGAUGUGAUUGCAACCCGAUUUGAAAAUUCUCCUAGCAAAGAUUUCUGCAGCCAAUCAUGCCUUUCUUCUUAUGAGUUAAAGAAAAAGCCUGUGGUUACCAUAUAUACCCAUAACAUUUCAACUAAGUGCAGUAUGUGUCAGAAGAAUGCUGAUAUUCGAUUUGAAGUUAAAUAUCAAAAUGUGCUACAUGGUCUUUGUAGUGAUGCCUGUUUUUCAAAAUUCCAUUCUGCCAACAACCUUACCAUGAACUGUUGUGAGAACUGUGGGAGCUAUUGCUAUAGUAGCUCUGGUUCUUCCCAGUCCCAGAAGGUUUUUAGUUCAACAAGUGUCACAGCAUAUAAACAGAAUUCAGCCCAAACUCCUCCUUAUGCCUUGGGGAAAUCAUUGAGGCCCUCAGCUGAAAUGAUUGAGACUACAAAUGACUCAGGAAAAACAGAGCUUUUCUGUUCUAUUAAUUGCUUAUCUGCUUACAGAAUUAAGACUGUUACUUCUUCAGGUGUCCAGGUUUCGUGUCAUAGUUGUAAAACCUCUGCAAUCCCUCAGUAUCAUCUAGCCAUGUCUAAUGGAACUAUAUACAGUUUCUGCAGCUCCAGUUGUGUAGUAGCUUUCCAGAAUGUAUUUAGCAAACCAAAAGGAACAAACUCUUCAGUGGUGCCCCUGUCCCAGAGCCAAGUGGUUGUAAGCCCGCCCUCCAGGUCUGUAGUGUCAGAAGGAGGAAGUAACACCUCUGCCGUUUCCCCCAGCAACAUCAGUGGCUCUGCUGCAGCCAGUGUCCAGCCUGUUGCUGCCCACCCCCAGGAAGUUGCUUUGAACCCUGCAGUUGUUAGACUCACGUGUCAGCAUUGUUACUGUCUGUUUACCACAAAACCGGAACUUCUUUUCUACAAGGGAAAAAUGUUUUUGUUUUGUGGCAAGAUUUGUUCUGAUGACUACAAAAAGAAAAAUAAAGUCAUGGCAAUGUGUGACUACUGCAAACUGCAGAAAAUUAUAAAGGAGACCGUACGAUUCUCAGGGGUCGAUAAGCCAUUCUGUAGUGAAGUUUGCAAGUUCCUCUCUGCCCGUGAUUUUGGAGAACGUUGGGGAAACUACUGUAAGAUGUGUAGUUAUUGUUGUCAGACAUCCCCUAAUUUGGUAGAAAAUCGAUUGGAGGGCAAGUUAGAAGAGUUUUGUUGUGAAGAUUGCAUGUCCAAAUUUACAGUUCUGUUUUAUCAGAUGGCCAAGUGUGAUGGUUGUAAACGACAGGGUAAACUAAGUGAAUCCAUAAAAUGGCGAGGAAACAUCAAACACUUCUGUAACCUACUUUGUGUCUUGGAAUUUUGUCAUCGGCAAAUUACAAAUGACCCUCUUUCACAAAGAAAAGUAAUUAUUUCUAAGCCAAAAAUUGCUCCAGUGGAACUCUCUUCUGCAACGACAAACACAACACCAGUUAUAAUCAAUGUGGUGUCAUUGGCAAAAAUAUCUCCUGCCCAGUCCACAGGGAAUACUAACAGUGUUUUAGAAGGUGCGGUUACUAAAGAGGUGACAGAGAUCAUUGAAGAUGAAAUUACACAGACAGAUGCCAUGAAACUUACAUCUUCCCAGUCUUCCAGAUUUUUAAAGAACAAAGCAGUAUUGUGCAAGCCGGUCACACAGACCAAGGCUACCUCAUGCAAACCACAUACACAGCACAAGGAAUGUCAGACAGAUUUGCCCAUGCCUAAUGAGAAAAAUGAUGUGGAACUUGACUCCCCACCUGCAAAGAAAAAAAGAAUGGGUUUUUUUCAAACUUAUGAUGUGGAAUAUUUAAAAGUUGGUUUUACUAUCUGCCCAGGAUCAAAAGACAGUUCACCAAAACCACAGUGUGUCAUUUGUGGAGAAAUCUUAUCCAGUGAAAACAUGAAGCCAGCAAAUCUUUCUCAUCAUUUGAAGACAAAACAUUCAGAAUUAGAAAACAAACCAGUGGAUUUUUUUGAACAAAAAUUUCUUGAAAUGGAAUGUCAAAACAGUUCUUUAAAAAGGUGUUUACUAGUUGAAAAGUCCCUUGUGAAAGCUUCUUAUUUAAUUGCUUUUCAAAUUGCUGCCAGCAAGAAGCCAUUCUCCAUUGCUGAAGAGUUAAUUAAACCCUAUUUAGUAGAAAUGUGUUCAGAAGUUUUGGGUUCAAGUGCUGGAGACAAAAUGAAAACUAUUCCUCUAUCUAAUAAUACAAUUGGACACAGGAUUGAUGAACUGUCUGCAGAUAUUGAAGAUCAGCUAAUUCAAAAAGUCAGAGAGUCAAAGUGGUUUGCCCUUCAGAUAGAUGAAUCAUCAGAAAUCUCCAAUACCACCCUUCUUUUGUGCUAUAUUCGUUUCAUUGAUUAUGAGUGUAGUGAGGUAAAAGAAGAAUUACUGUGUUGCAUUGAAAUGCCUUCUCAAAUAACUGGUUUUGAAAUAUUUGAGCUAAUAAAUAAAUAUAUUACUAGUAAAUCUUUGAAUUGGAAACAUUGUGUCGGUCUCUGCACAGAUGGGGCUGCAAGUAUGAUUGGCAGAUGUUCUGGUUUAAGGACAAAAAUUCAAGAAGUUACCAUAAAUACAGUGGCAUUUACACAUUGUAUUAUUCACCGUGAACAUUUAGCAGCAGAAAAGAUGUCUCCAUACUUACAUGAAAUUCUUUUGCAGUCUGCACAAAUUUUAAGUUUUAUAAAGAGCAAUGCACUAAAUUCACGUAUGUUAACAAUUCUGUGUGAAAAGAUGGGGUCUGAGCUUGUGAAUCUACCUCUUUAUGCUGAAGUACGCUGGAUGUUGAAAGGGAAUAUUUUAACAAGAUUAUUUGAAUUACGACAUGAAAUUGAAAUUUUUUUAAAUCAAAAGUGUUCAGAUUUGGCCAAGUAUUUUCUUGAUGAGGAAUGGAUUGCAAAGCUGGCCUACUUAUCAGAUAUUUUUUCACUUAUAAAUGAAUUAAAUUUAAGUCUCCAAGGAACUAUGACUACUCUCUUCAGUUUGUACAACAAAAUUGAUGUAUUUAAGAAAAAGUUAAAGAUGUGGUUGAAGCGCACACAAGAGAAUGAUUAUGACAUGUUUCCUUCAUUUUCUGAAUUCUCCAACUCAUCAGACUUAAAUAUGAGACACAUUGCAAACAUUAUUGUUGAGCACCUGGAAGGACUGUUCCAAAUAUUCAAUGACUGCUAUCCACCGGAAGAAGAUUUGCGUUCAGGAAAUUUGUGGAUAAUUAAUCCUUUCACAAACCACCAAAAUAGUAAUCUCACAGACUUUGAAGAAGAAAAACUAGCAAAAUUAUCUUCAGAUUUAGGAUUACAGUCAGCAUUUAAAUCAAUGUCUGUAACUCAGUUUUGGAUAAAUGCAAAGACAAGUUACCCAGAACUCCAUGAAAAGGCAAUGAAAUUGUUAUUGCCCUUUUCAACUGUCUAUUUAUGUGAUGCUACGUUUUCAGCUUUGACUGAGUCAAAACAAAGAAAUUUGUUAGUUUCUGGCCCUGCCCUAAGACUUGCAGUCACAUCUUUAAUUCCAAGAAUAGAAAAAUUAGUAAAGGAGAAAGAAUAGCGAAACAUACAUAUUGCUUAUUAUCAAAGUCUAUAAUUUUGUGUUAAAUUUUGUAUAAGUAUCCUAAAAUAUAAUUUCCUAAUGUAGAUAUGUGUUUGCAGUGAUUAAAUAACUGUUUUAAUAAUAUUUUGUUGAGGAAUUCAAUAUUUAUGUAUUGUAUGUCAUUUUAACAGUCCAGAGUGAAGAAUUUUACCAAUGGAUCAAAUAGUUUGUAUUAGUGGCAAAAAAUAAUUAAAGGCUCUAUUUAUAAUAUAAAAGCAUAACUGGAUUUUGAAACAGCCUGGCCUCUAGUUGCACAAGGAAGUUUUUAAUCUUAGCCAGUCAGCCACCACUCCAAGACACUGUGGGAAGGUAGAAAGCAAAGAU